AUGAGAGUUAUAUUCUCUUGUGUUUUGCAUGCUGAAAUCAAUGAGAGUUAUAUUCUCUUGUGUUUGCCAGCUAAAAUUAAUGAGAGUUAUAUUCUCUUGUGUUUGCCUGCUGAAAUCAAUGAGAGUUAUAUUCUCUUGUGUUUGCAUGCUGAAAUCAAUGAGAGUUAUAUUCUCUUGUGUUUGCCAGCUAAAAUUAAUGAGAGUUAUAUUCUCUUGUGUUUGCCUGCUGAAAUCAAUGAGAGUUAUAUUCUCUUGUGUUUGCAUGCUGAAAUCAAUGAGAGUUAUAUUCUCUUGUGUUUGCCAGCUAAAAUUAAUGAGAGUUAUAUUCUCUUGUGUUUGCCUGCUGAAAUCAAUGAGAGUUAUAUUCUCUUGUGUUUGCCUGCUAAAAUUAAUUAG
This is a messenger RNA of Candidula unifasciata, 396 nucleotides long. Lineage: Eukaryota; Metazoa; Mollusca; Gastropoda; Stylommatophora; Geomitridae. The record is from the annotation of a GenBank genome assembly.